AUGUCACGUGUUAACAUUGUUAUGAAAUUACGGAAGAUUGUACGAAGUAAAUUAAUAAUGAAGCGUCACAUAAUUAAUAUUUGUAAUAGACACAAAUCUAAUACUAUAAAUCACAGCGUUAUUGUUAGUGAAGGCAAGCAAUUUCGAAAAAGAAUUAUUAAUAUUAAGAAAUGUGGGCCGCUUCUAACCUUACCAGAGAAUAUUUCUACGUGUAAUCAAAAACGUGAAAAUGAUGUGAAUAAAGGUUAUAUAGCUAAAGAUUCAGUUGUUUUACCAAAUAAAUCUCAAGUAUCUGUGGAGUACAAAGAUUUAUCCGAUAUACCUAAAAAUUUUGAACAGAGUUUGUAUCCAUUAAUAUGUAGUGCAAAAAGUAAUUAUAAAGAUUCUUUAAUAGAACAUAAAGAUAUACGAACAUUAGAAAAUGAAAAUAAUCAGAAACAAACUUAUAAUGAAAGAACUAAUGACAGUGAUGUAAGAAUUAACGAAAUCAAUAUGCAAAUGCUUUCAAAAUCAUUAUAUGAACAAAUAUUUAAAAACUUUUCUAAACAAGAAAAAAUACCAGAGGAAGAAAUAGAAGCUAUAAAAAACAAUUUGCGUUCGUAUGGGAUAAACACUGAAGAUGCAAGUAGACUUCCUGAUGUUAAUAUUAAAAUACCUCCUUUAGAAGGAAAUAAUAUUGAAGAACAUUUUUAUAAUAUUGCAAAUACACAGAUUAAACCUUAUAUAAAACUUAUAAAAAAUAUUAUGAAAGAUAUUCCUCCAAUGCCAAAUCAAUGGUUAUUAAAUGAAGGUUGGACAAGAUAUAGCGUUGAUGGAAUACAAAAAGUAGAUUAUCCACUAGAAGAUGCUAUUAUUUUUGAUGUGGAAGUUUGUAUGAAAGAAGGCCCUCUACCAACACUCGCAACUGCAGUAACCAAUGAAGCAUGGUAUGGCUGGGUAUCAAAAUCUUUAAUAGAUGGUUCAAGCAGAAAUUUUGAAGGUAAACAGUUUACCAUAGACGAACUAAUACCAAUGGAAAGUACAUCUAUCGAAAAUGGUAAAAAAUUAACUUCUUUCCAUAAAAAGCCAAAACUUAUAGUUGGUCAUAAUGUAUCAUAUGACAGAAGUAAAAUUAAAGAACAAUACUGGUUAAAACAUACAGGAUUAAGAUUUAUUGAUACAAUGUCUCUUCAUAUAUGUGUUACUGGAAUUAAUAGUUAUCAAAGAGCGAUUUUAAAUUCUAAGAAGGAUACAGAUGAAAAGCUGAAUUUACAAAUACAAACCUCACUGAAUAGUUUAACAGAAAUUCAUAAAUUUUACUGUGGUUCUGAAAUAAAUAAAGAAUCUAGAGAUACAUUUGUAAAUGGGACUUUGGUAAAUAUCAAAGAAGACUUCAAUUCUUUGAUGAGUUACUGUGCAAAUGAUGUAGUUGCAACUCAUAAUGUUUUACGCCAAUUAUUUCCUAUCUUUGAGGAAAGAUUUCCUCAUCCUGUUACUUUGGCAGGGAUGUUAGAGAUUGGUACAGCUUAUCUGCCAAUAAAUUCUAAUUGGCAAAAAUAUUUAAAUGAAUCAGAGACUACAUUUGAAGAUUUAAAUUAUGAAACUAAAGUUAUUCUUGCUAAAAGAGCUAAUGCUGUUUGUGAACUUAUGCAUAAUGAAAAAUAUAAAGAAGACUUAUGGAUGUGGAAUGAAGAUUGGAGUACGCAAACACUUAAAGUAAAAGCACAGUAUUCAAAAACAAAGAUUAAGGAAAUAUGUAAAGCACGAGAGGCAAAAGAGAAGAAAAAGACAGAAACUCAGAGCUAUUUAACGGAUGAUGAAGAUGAAGAAGAAGACCCUUUAGAGAAAGAAUUUGGCUAUGUGAUGGAAACAAGAAAGUUUUUACCUUCAAGGUUACCACAUAUGCCAGGAUAUCCUGCUUGGUAUAGGAAACUCUGUCCUAAGGUAAAAGAUGAAAACUGGUCUCCAGGCCCUCAAGACAUAAGCACUUCUAAACGUAUUGUUCCAAUGCUCUUAAAUUUAACAUGGGAAUGUUAUCCUUUGCAUUAUGUAAAAGAUAAAGGUUGGGGCAUAUUAGUACCUCAUACUAAUAAUUUAGAUAUCAAAACUAAAGUACCAUUAAGACAGCUCUUGGCACACUGUUCCUUUUCUAAAAUGAAGGGUUUAGUUGAUGAAACAAUUUAUACGAUGUCAACCAUUAACAAAGAGGUGCAAAAUGAUCUGCAUAAAACUGAAUUUUGGCGUACAAAAAGGGAGAAACCUAUAUCUGAGUUAUAUAACCUUUAUAAAGGCAGUGCAUUUUGGUGCAAUGUGGAUAUAGAUAACUGCUGUUAUUUUCUUAAAUUGCCUCACAAAGAUGGAAAAGGUAAUAAUGUUGGAAAUCCUUUGGGUAAAGAUUUUCUAAAUAAAUUUUCAGAGAAUGUAUUGGCUAGCUCAGAUGCCAGUGCUGUAGAAAUUUUGAAAAUUGCAAAGAUGGUUUCAUAUUGGAGAAAUAAUAGGGAUAGAAUUAUGUCACAGUUUGCAGUAUGGUUUGAAAAUUCAUAUUUACCACAUAGUGUUAGAAGUUCCAAAAAGUCCAUGCGUUAUGGGGCAAUUUUACCCACAGUAGUUGUGUGCGGGACAUUGACUAGGCGAGCAGUAGAACCUACCUGGAUGACUGCAUCUAAUGCUCAUCCAGAACGUAUCGGUUCCGAAUUACGAGGAAUGAUUCAAGCGCCCCCAGGAUAUUAUAUUGUUGGCGCCGAUGUUGACAGUCAGGAACUGUGGAUUUCAUCAAUGAUAGGAGAUGCUUAUUAUAAAAAAAUUCAUGGAGCUACGCCGUUUGGUUGGAUGACGCUAAUUGGUACCAAAUCUAACGAAACUGACAUGCAUAGCGUUACUGCUAAAGCAGUUGGAAUUUCCAGGAACCAUGCCAAAAUCAUUAAUUAUGCUAGAAUUUAUGGUGCUGGUCAAAAGUUUGCUGAAACACUCUUGAAACAAUUCAAUCCUUGUAUGACGGAUAACGAAGCUGCUUCAAAGUCACGAAAAAUGUUUACCAUGACCAAAGGCAAAAAGAUUUAUAUAUUAAAGCCCGAAUAUAUUGGCGAAUUUGAAGACAAAGAUUAUUCGUUGUACGAGGCAUACAGAAUAUCAAAAUUAUAUGGUAAAUCAUUGUUGGAGAUAUUUAAGAAAAGUAAAUGGGUCGGUGGUUCGGAAUCUGCAAUGUUUAAUAGUUUGGAAGAAAUUGCUGAGAAUCCUCAUCCUGUUACACCUUUCUUGAACUCUAGGCUAACUGCAGCUUUAGAAAGUUCAACAAACAACGAAAAAUAUUUACCCACUAAAGUAAAUUGGGUAGUUCAGAGUGGAGCAGUCGAUUUCUUACAUUUAAUGUUAGUCUCGAUGAAAUGGCUCAUGAAAGACAAUAUAAGAUUCUGUUUAUCAUUUCAUGAUGAAGUACGGUACUUGGUACCCUCACGGUAUAAGUACAAUGCAGCACUUGCUAUGCAUAUUACGAAUCUCUUAACUCGAUCUUUUUGCGCUUCAAGACUUGGAAUGUACGAUCUGCCGAUGUCAGUAGCAUUUUUUUCUUCCGUAGAAGUAGAUACUGUUCUGCGUAAAGAACCUGAGAAUGAUUGUAUUACGCCAUCGAAUCCUUAUGGCUUAAAAAAUGGUUACGAGAUUCCUCCGGGAGAGAGCUUGGAUGUAUGGUCUGCUAUAGACAAAUCUAAAGGUUCUUUAGGAUCGUGGCACGAUGUAAAACAGCGAACAAUUGCACCGAAUAAAAAAUAUAAAUCAAGAGAAAUUAAACCAAAGACUAAUGAAGCAUAAAGU
Messenger RNA from Bombus pascuorum, 3789 nucleotides. RefSeq names its product DNA polymerase subunit gamma-1, mitochondrial (gene tam). Bases 1 to 3786 code for a protein of 1261 amino acids. Gene Ontology annotation, cellular component: mitochondrion; gamma DNA polymerase complex. Gene Ontology annotation, biological process: mitochondrial DNA replication. Gene Ontology annotation, molecular function: DNA binding; DNA-directed DNA polymerase activity; 3'-5' exonuclease activity. The record is from RefSeq and is a predicted model, not a curated record. Lineage: Eukaryota; Metazoa; Arthropoda; Insecta; Hymenoptera; Apidae. The transcript has a single exon.